This is a messenger RNA of Liolophura sinensis, 2466 nucleotides long. RefSeq lists its product as uncharacterized. The transcript is spliced from 5 exons. NCBI's taxonomy places the organism in Eukaryota, Metazoa, Mollusca, Polyplacophora, Chitonida, Chitonidae. The record is from RefSeq and is a predicted model, not a curated record. Bases 1 to 2466 code for a protein of 821 amino acids.
AUGCCCCAGGGCGAGAUAGAGGGAGACGUAUCGCCUAUCGGGGCCAGAUUGAACGAAACAAGAUGGCCGACUUGUGAAGCACCGGUACCGAUAUCGACAGAACUCACCUCGCCACCCAAAGUAGUGGAUGGGGCGACCUUCGGUGGUCAAUGCGCAUGCGGGGUCGUUCUCUUGGCGCUAUAUAUCGUACUGUGUAACUACUGGCCUGAGAUCCCCACAGCAUUUCUGGCUCUUGUGACAGCUGUCGGUCUCUCCGGCUUUUUGGACAAGAAACCAGUCGCAACAGGAUUUCUGUUUACAGUGUCUUCACAAACGUCGAGUACAAACCAGGCCACAUAUACACAGACGGAGGGUCAAACGUGCCCCUGGUCCAGUCAUUUACAUUACAAGACGAACCAAGAGAGCGUCCACGAAGAACGACGAUUGAGCUUAAAGGUAACCCACAAAGAACACCAACUGUUCCCCCAGCCAGGUGAAACAGAACAUGAAACGAAUGACCUAGGUCAGAGAGAACACCAGUCGUUGUCAGAGCUAACCCACAGAGAGGGACACACGAAUGACCUACAUGUAGGCCAAAGAGAACACCUCUCGUGCUUAGAGCUUGCCCAUAGAGAACGUCAGACGAAUGACCUGGGCCAGAGACAUCGUCAUUCGUGUUCCGAACUAGCCCAUAGAGAACGUCAAACGAAUGAACUAGGCCAGAGAGAAUAUCAAUCGUACUCAGAACUAACCCAGAGAGACCAUCAAACGAAUGACUUAGGCCAUAGGCUUCGUCUAUUAUGUUCAGAAUUAAACCAGAGAGAACGUCAAACGGAUGAUCUGGGCCACCACCAUCUUCAGUCGUCUUCAGAACUAGCCAAGAGAGAACAUCAAAGAGCUGAAGAAAACCAUAGGGAUCAUCUACUAAACGUACGUUCAGAGCUAGCUCAGACAGAUCGUCAAACAAAUUACCUGUGCCAGAGGGAUAGUCAGUCGUGUUCAGAGCUAGACCAUGGAGAGUUUCGAACACAGCUAUCCCACAGUGAAACUCGGACGAAUUCGGUGGAUCUACGCCUGUCAGAAUUUAAAAUGGGCUCGGGGCUGAUCCAAACAGAAUCCGAAGCAAAUGUAGAACACACCGACGCGGAAUACAAUGGAGGAGAGUUUGCUACUCCAAACGUAUACCCCAGUCAGUAUUAUGGAGGGACAACAUUGAGUCAAGGCGUACAAACUGACGAAGACGAAACAACGAAUAUCAAUGGAAUUUUUCAACGAACCGUGCGACAGCCGUUUGUUAAAACGAGAGAUUUUUCCGGAUCAACAACGGAUGAUAACGAAUGGCCAGAUUUAUCCGAUGCUGAGACAAAUGUGGAAGAUUCAAACCUGGAGGCAGAUUUGGCGACAGCAAAACCGGCUGGCGAUACUUCUCCUGGAGCACAAGUUAAGGAGCAUGUGUCCCAAGCUGUGGAUGGGGCACCAAAGGGGGGCGAAAGACACGCAUCCGUCUUGAAGAAACAAUCACCAAAUUUCAAGCACAUCAAAACACAAAACGGCCAACAGAGUUUGUCAGCGACUAAGGCCAAGAGAAGCCCCAGAGUCGCGCCACGAGUACGAGUGGCAUCCUCCGAGACCGUCACCAGCAGAUUGGAAAUACCGGCAUUCGGCAAGGUUUGGCGGGAACCGGAAGAGCGGGUAAGGCAAGCCGAUGUUAGCCAUGCAGGCAAUUUCCAGCAAAACAAAAGCCCAGAAGACGGUCAUAUUGCCGAGGAUGUAACGAGAGAACCAGAUAAACCAUCUGCUUACAACGAACCUUCAAACGACUGUAGUUCAAUAGUCACAGGUAAUUCCAUGGACCAAAAUCUCAAUUGUCACAACUGUUCUAUGUAUGGCCACGCUUCGUCAGACUGUCUUCGUGAGCCUAUUUCGUCGAGGUCCGAGGAAAAGGGUAAGAGUCAAAACGCUGACAGUUCAGCACUUCAGUCGAGGAAUAAACCUAGUAUAGAUUUUAAUGGCGUACACGGGGAGCAUGCACAAGCGCCUGACAGCGGAGUUUCACAAGUGCCGUCAGUGGUAGACGGCGGUGUAUCAGCAACGCCCCCAACCGGCGAAGCUCACACUCAAACUGUUUUGUUCUCGGACAUUUUGAGGAUCAACAUUCGGAGACAGCUUCAGACUGAGACAAGACGCUUCCACACUCGGCGUAGUCGGCUUCGGCUCAGAUACGCCCGAGAAUUGGAGAAGCUGAGACGGGAACUUGUAGGGAAGAACCAAAUCCUGUCCUCCUUACAGCUCAAGAUCCCUACCCUGGAGCAAGAGAUCCACGGACUCAGGAUGGAGAAGGCUGAGAUAAUCCGGGCCCUACAGGAGGAGAGAGGGAAAACCCUCACCCUGAUGGGACGCUUAAAGGACGUGUACGACAGACUCAUGGUGAUCAACUCCGCCCAGCUGCUACAACAACAACAUCUGCAGUUUGAUCAUUCCAUGUAG